AUGCUCAAAGAGCACCUUGCAAAGCGCUGUCGUUCCUGGAAGCGACAUAUUGCAGCCGAUGGCGAACCCGUAGAUUUACCCCUCCAUAUACUGGAUUUGAUCGAGAAUAACAAGUACGCACCAGAACCCCGCACCAAGUUCCAAUCGCUUUUGACGGUGAAGGGUGGAGAUCGAAUUACUUCAAUGGAUCUUGGUCAGAGCCCAAAAUUCUUUGCGAAAGGCUACCAAGGUCGCGAGUUUUUUGUGACCGAACAGAUGAUGAAGCUAUGGAAUGAACUCGAGAACAGUGAGUGGUCUGUCCAGAAGUGUUUAUCGGGUCCAAUGGGCGUCGGUAAAUCAUACAUUUCAUGGUUCCUUGUGGCCAAGGCAUACGCACAUGGUUGGCCAGUGCUUUAUAUUGCCGAUGCUAGUAAGCUUAGCAAUUGUGACACUAAAACUGCCGCAUCAAAGCUGAUCUGUCAAAUCUUCUUAUCCAUCAACAAAGAUAUUUUGACAGCCUCAGAGCUCAAAGAAAUGGUCGCAAUUGAAACAUCGAAGGAUCCUUAUGUGAAUAGCGCCACCUGUAUCUUUGCUGAACUACUCCAGUCAAGAAGUCAAAAGGCAUUAUUUGUCGUGGAUGAGCAUGGUGCACUAUUUCCAGAAAGUAGUAAGUCUGCGCCCGAAAGGUUCCCAUUUUUAGGGCCUCUACAGACUUUCAACUCCUGGAACAACUCAAAUAAUGCGAGAGUAGUGUUUAGCAGUACGGUAAGAUUUGCAAAGCUCAUUCUCAGAGACGCAUCACAUUAUGUCGAGUAUGUUGGUCCAAUGUCGCCUGAUAUUUUCAAUAAGCUACUGGAUGUGAUCAUAGAUAAUCGCUACCCAACAGGCCGCCAACAUUUGAAUGAGCUACGAGGCGAGAUUCAAAAAGCCACCGGAUGUGUGCCACGGGAACUCAAUAUUUUUUUUGGCGAAGACAUUGAAGGCAUUGAGCUCACAGCUAAUGGGAUCAAGCAACGACUAAAGGAUUAUGAGGAGGAUCGCAAAGAACAAUUCUUGGAGAUCUUGAAGAACUGUUAUAGUAAAAUUGAACCGAUAUUCCAACCAACUACUCGUCAAGCUCUAGUCGAUGUGUUUCUGCAAAGCAAGGAUCAUACAGGACCGCCACUUGAUUGGCGAUUCUACCAUUUUGGAAUAAUGUAUGAGUAUCGGAACAAGGGCAGGAGUAUGAUUAUGAAGCGCCCAAUUACACCAGCAUCUGAGGCGGCACUUUUGGGACUAUACAGGCUAUGUCCACUCCCCAACGACUACAUAUGUGCCGCAAGGCAGAAUAUCUUGCAACCUGCACAAUUUUCCGAUGUUUUCUUUCAGAAGCUUAUCAAGCAAAACAACAUAAUCUUCAAGUCGACUAACCUCGCUGGGAAGGAGGAACAACUUUUAGAGCUGAGAGUCGAUGGCUUUGAACAUCUUCAAGAUCCACCUAAAAGAUUUGGCGAUGAGGGCAAGAAUAUCUUGAUACAUGGAGGCGAACUACCUCGAUUCGAUUUUAUACUUGGCUACACUUUUAUUCAAGUUUCGAUUUCUAAUUUUCAAAAACACAACGAGGGCACUGCAGCAAUUGAUUUGGCAUUUACAGAUCGGAAAUAUUCUAAUGGCAGAAACCAAAUCGAGUAUUUCCUAGACUACACAUACGGCGGAACUCACAGAGCAGAAAUGGAAAUAACAGAGGUGACCAAAAAGACCCAAGCUAAGAAUACUGGCGAAGGAAAAUCAGUAAUCGAUAAAAGGGACUUCAAAGUAACGAGAGAUGGUGUGCUGUGUCCGGACUUUAUGAUUUUGUAUAUUCGCGGGAAAAAUGACUUUGAUGACAAAGGCAACGAAGUACAUAGACCCAAUCACACUGGUAAAGUCCAGGAGUAUCCCCAGAUAAGACAUGUUUGUUGGGACGAAGCUAAAAGGAGCUUAUUUGGUGAUUCACUUUAA
This is a messenger RNA of Lobosporangium transversale, 1959 nucleotides long. RefSeq lists its product as hypothetical. The record is from RefSeq and is a predicted model, not a curated record. The transcript has a single exon. Lineage: Eukaryota; Fungi; Mortierellomycota; Mortierellomycetes; Mortierellales; Mortierellaceae. Bases 1 to 1959 code for a protein of 652 amino acids.